GCCUGUCAGGGUCUGUGUGGGUGCCCUCUCCCCCAGCUGGGCUAACCUGGGGGGGGGUAACAUGUUUCCUCUGAGUGGGUGUCAGGUUGUGGUGGGGGCAGCUCUGUGGGAGAGCGUUUGACUGCAAGUUCCACCCCACUCCCCUGCACAGUACCUUGCUCUGGAUAAAGGCAUCAAUGAAGACGAUGCAUGAAUUCCAUGGUUAUAAGAAUCCGCACAGCCUACAUAUAGGCCUAAGUCUAUGUGAUACAGUAACUACUGUAUAAGUACCUAUUACUAGGUCAUUUGCAUCAAACCAGAACCACAAGUUCUAUCGACAUACUCUGGUUUUUCUAUACAGGGACUCUGAAUAGCCGCUUUUGUAUUGUCCCUGCGGGCCGUUGGUUAGCAUCGCGUCCUCUGUCGCUGGCCUCGCUCUCCGCAGCGCAGCCAGCUACCAAGUAGGUCUCCUGGCAGCGCGGCCCACGGGGUCUGCUGCCGCGCUCUGCUCCAGCGCCCACCAGAACAGCCGUCAGGUCUCCGCACCUGACACAGCGCAGCGCCGACACAUCAAUACCUCCCACAGAGGCGCUGCAACGCCAGGAGCCUUAUUCCGAUUUUUCUUGACAGAGUAGGCAAUAAUUUUUUUCAGAUUAUUUUUUAUUUUUUGAGCAAGUCAGCAACCUGUUUUUUUUCUUUUUUCUUUAAAGAACAAAGCGUCUUCUAUCGAGCAUUUUCUGCGCUCAUCCAACCCCUCUUAAUGCAGUUGUAGGCCUGCCCUCUGAGAGGAGGGUGUCUGGGAGCUUUAAUGAGGUCCCGGGUGGCUCGGUGCCUCUCGCUGGCCUGGCCCUCUCAGCCGUGGGGGAUGUCGUUCUGAGGAAGGGACCGGCUUGUCUUUCAGGCCCUGUCUCUCUGUGGACGCUCCGGCGCUCUGAGGCUUCAUUGUCAGCAGGAGAGCCCUGGCCCCUAUGUGGAGACACCUGAGCCCCGUGCGGUGGAGAGACUCAUGCUUUAUUCAGCCUGCUGAUCUCUGCUUUAAUGAGGAGUGACCCACGCCCAGUCCCAGCCUCACUCAGCCCCAGGCCUACCCCAGGCCCAGGCCCAGCCUCACUCAGCCUCAGCCCCAGGCCUACCCCAGCUCCAGUGUCACUCAGCCCUAGCCUUAGCCCAAGCCUCAGCUCCACCCCCAGCCCUCCCCACACAGCAUGGAGAGUCUAGAUCAAGGCCCUCUGUCCUCGCUGUCUUAUCACAUAAGUCCAAGGACUGAUAUGACCUGUUGCCUGUGUGUGUGUGUGUGUUAUAACCAGCACCUCAUGAACCUGCUGUCCAUCCCUCAGCAAGGUAAGAAGGCUGACUGAUUAGGCAGGACGAAGUGUCUCUCCUGAUUCUCCUGUUGGCCUCCACUGGCUGUCGGCCUCAUCGCCAUGACUGCGCGUGAUAUCGCCACGGAUCCUGUUCCCUGGUAACGGCGGUGGUUGCCGGGUGAUGCAGUGAUGAGAGCAUUUGACCCAGCCGUGCAGCGCAUGUUUCACUCCGAGAGCGGAGGCUGUGUAAUGAACAAGCUACGCCAGAGUUUCCGGAGGAAGAAAGACGUGUACGUGCCCGAGUCCAGCCGGCCGCACCAGUGGCAGACUGACGAGGAGGCCGUCCGCACGGGCAAGUGCAGCUUCGCUGUCAAGUACCUGGGCCAUGUGGAGGUGGAGGAGUCCAGAGGGAUGCACAUCUGUGAGGAUGCUGUGAAGAGGCUGAAGACGGACAGGAAAUUCUUCAAGGGCUUCUUUACAAAAGCAGGGAAGAAGGCUGUGAGGGCGGUGCUGUGGGUGUCUGCAGAUGGCCUCCGUGUUGUGGAUGACAAAACAAAGGACCUGAUCCUGGACCAGACCAUAGAGAAGGUGUCGUUCUGCGCUCCGGACCGUAACUUUGAGCGUGCCUUCUCCUACAUCUGCAGGGACGGCACCACGCGGCGCUGGAUCUGUCACUGCUUCAUGGCCAUCAAAGACUCGGGAGAGCGUCUGAGCCAUGCCGUGGGCUGUGCCUUCGCCGCCUGUCUGGAGCGCAAGCAGAAGAGGGAGAAGGAGUGCGGCGUCACGGCAACCUUCGACGCCAACAGAACCACCUUCACCCGCGAGGGCUCCUUCCGCGUCACCACGGCGACCGAGGCGGCCGAGCGGGAGGAAGUGAUGAGACAGCUGCAGGAGAAGAAAGCCGAGACGGACGUCAAGACGUCACUUCCUGUGUCGGCCCCGAGCGUGCCUCCCUCCUCAGCCCCCCUCCAGGGGCCCCCCUCCCCCUCCUCGUCUCCCCCCCUGUCCGCGCACGGCCUCGGGCCCCAGGCCAUCCCCCGCAGGCACGCCCCCGUGGAGGCGCUGGCCCGCCAGGGCUCGUUCCGGGGCUUUCCGGCGCUCAGCCAGAAGACCUCGCCCUUCAAGCGCCAGAUGUCACUGCGCAUCGGCGAGCUGCCGUCAACGAUGCAGCGCAAGUCUGACUUCCCCAUGAAGAACACGGUGCCGGAGGUGGAGGGCGAGGGCGACAGCAUCAGCUCUCUGUGCACCCAGAUCACCUCGGCGUUCAGCGGGCCGCCCGAAGACCCCUUCUCCUCAGCGCCCAUGCCCAGACCUGCCACCUCGCCCCAGUCUCCCGUCGCCCCAGUGAGUGGAACAGCGCCUGCCUUCCCUGUUGCUGCUGUAGCUAACCCCCCUGCCCUGCCCCCUCCACUGCCUGCCCGAGACACUAACCCCUGGGCCAAGACCCCAGCGGGGGCCCUUGCCUCGGCUCACCCAGCCGCAGGAGGCGAUUGGACGAGCCCCGUGAUCGUGGCCCCGCCCCCCUCGUCCUCGCCCGCACUGCCCUCCCACAGGCGCACGCCGUCAGAGGCCGACCGCUGGCUGGAGGAAGUCACCAAGUCGGUCCGUGCCCCCCAGCACUCACCCCUCCUGACCCCGGCCCCACCUGCCCCCCAGCACUCACCCCUCCUGGCUCCGGCCCACCACGCCACCCAGCCCUUCCCCGCCCCCGUGAUGACAGCCCCCACCCAGGUGGCCUUCAUGCCCCCCGCGGUGCCCCUGGUGCCCCCGCGCCAGCCCGUCUACCACCCCCAGCCUCCGGGUCCGUACCCCAUGUCCAACGGGCUGGCCUAUUCCCAGCCCAGUGUACCCGUGGUGGGCAUCACCCCCUCCCAGAUGGUGGCCAACGUCUUCGGCUCGGCCGCGCAUCCCCAGCCCUACCCUCCCCCCCCGGCCUCGUUACCCGCGUACGACGGCCUCGCGCCCUGCCACCUCAGCCACUUCGCCAAGCCCCUCCCCCCUUCCGCCGUCAUCUCCAGCCCCUUCCAGCCUCCCAACGGCAGUGUGGCCUUCAACGGCGCCGAGAGCUGGGCCUCCAGCGCUCCCCAGCCCCCCGCGGCCUGCCCCGCGGCCCCGCCCCAGGCCGACGCCUUCGAGGCGCAGUGGGCCGCCCUGGAGAGCCGCUCCCGCCAGCGCACCACGCCCUCGCCCACAAACCCCUUUUCCAGCGAGCUGCACAAGACCUUCGAGAUCCAGCUAUAGAGACUGAGAGCGUUGAGGGGAGGGGGGGGGGAGGGGGGAGGAGGGGGGGGGGGGAGGAGGCGCUGGAUACACAGGCUGUAGCACUGAGCAGGAGGGGAGGAGGGGAGGAUGGGAGAGGGGGAGGAGAUUGAAACCCUGACCUCCCUCCCUCCUUCUCGUCUUGGUCCGGGGGCACAACCUGAGCAGAGAGGAGGAGGCGAGGCGGGAGAGGAGAGGAGAGGAGGGUGGGUCUUCUGCCCGUGCAUCUCCAGGAUGAGGAGAACGAGCCGCGGCACUCCCGGCGUGUCGUCCGCGUCUCUCCUCCCUCAUGGUUGUUAGGCAGCUCCGGGCUGGCGUCGUCACGACCCUGAGGGGAACCCCGUUCCAUCUCUGGAGACACCCCACCUCCUCCACGCCCUGCAGCUGCUCCCCCUGACCCUCCAGGUGCUGCUCACAGCGCCCCCUGCUGGCUGGAGGGGGAGUUCUCAGCCGCCUGGCAGAAGGACUGCAGCACUGUAGAGAACUGAGCUUCCAGACGACAAGCUCUCCUUCACCUUCAAAAUCAGAAGGAGAAGAGAGAGAGAAUGCCAAAAUCUUUAUUUUUAUGCAUUAAGUAUAUUUUAAAUAGCUUUGGAAUCUUUACAGAAGAGUUGUAAGUAAUCUUGCCAAAGGCACAGGCUAGCUACAAUGAAAUGAGUGGAUGUGUGUGCGUACAAGAGAAAUGAACAUAUAUUAGACAUGAAUAUAUAUAUAUAUAUAUAUAUAUAUGUAUAUCUAUAAAGAAUCUAUACUGUGCACACAGCUCAUGACCGUGCUGAUUUGUAAUGUGAUGUAAAGAGAGAUUGAGUGAAGGGACAGCUGUUUUACUAUCUUUUUUUAAAAUCUGUAUUUUUCCUUUGUUUGGGUCCGGUGAUUGGAUGUGCAUGUCACUGUAAAUAGGUUAUCAUUGCUGCAACAAUCACGGUGGAGCCAGCCUCGACUACCACUGAUCUCCCCUCUUCAAGCCGUGGAUUUGAUUGUUUUUACUGGUGUAGUACUUUUCAGAAUUCACUGAAUUGUACCCCCCUGCACCGCAUCUUAAUUUUUCUUGUUGUGCGUCAACUUUUUUAAAUUUUUUAUUUUACGUGUCAUCUGCCAUUUUCCCCGUUUCAUAGCGUUAUUUGUAUUUCAUUUUUUUGCAUUACAUGAGUUGAUCCUUCGGUUUUGCACAAGCACUAAAGUAGUGGAUGAUUUGGCCACACAGGUGAUAAUGAUGACCAGGGGUCAAAGGCCGUGGCUGUGGGUAGGUUCGCCCUGAGGCUGCAGUACCACUCUGAUCUCUGAACUUUAUGUGGAUCUGAGGCUUCGGUGGAAGGAAAGGAGGAUAUUCAUUUGUUGGUCUCACUCUAAUCUGUCUGUUGGUCUCACUCUAAUCUGUCUGUUGGUCUCACUCUAAUCUGUCAAUCUGUCAAUCAAACCUGUGAAUAUGAUCUAUUCUCUGAUCUCGUUUUUCUCCAUUUUGUAAUUAUUUCAUUACUUUGUAAUUAUUUCAUUACUUUGUAAUUAUUUCAUUACUUUAUUCCAUCUCUUUAAAGAAAUAUUGAAGCUAAAAAGAUUGAAUAAAUUGAUGGUGGUAGAGGAAAA
Molecule: messenger RNA, 5126 nt
Organism: Hypomesus transpacificus
Lineage: Eukaryota; Metazoa; Chordata; Actinopteri; Osmeriformes; Osmeridae
Gene: numb
Product: NUMB endocytic adaptor protein
Exons: 11
Coding region: 1473-3524 (683 amino acids)
Molecular function (GO): cadherin binding
Source: RefSeq, a predicted model, not a curated record